Molecule: messenger RNA, 1418 nt
Organism: Cucurbita moschata (crookneck pumpkin)
Lineage: Eukaryota; Viridiplantae; Streptophyta; Magnoliopsida; Cucurbitales; Cucurbitaceae
Product: syntaxin-31
Exons: 6
Coding region: 118-1128 (336 amino acids)
Biological process (GO): endoplasmic reticulum to Golgi vesicle-mediated transport; vesicle fusion; intracellular protein transport
Cellular component (GO): Golgi membrane; SNARE complex; endomembrane system
Molecular function (GO): SNAP receptor activity; SNARE binding
Source: RefSeq, a predicted model, not a curated record
CACCGAUCAAGGCGUGUGAUGUGUUGCGACAGGUAUGUCUAGCUAAAGAACGUUCAUCAAUUUCAAUCCCAUGCCUUGAUUUUCCAGUAGCACUGGCAACGGCGACGGCAUCGGCAAAUGGCUUCCGUAUAUCGUGAUCGGACGUCGGAGUUUCGGUCACUGUCGGAGACGCUGAAGAAGAUCGGCGUAGCCACAGCCGCCGUCAAUUUAGCUCAAAAUGAACCAUCGGUGUCCACGCCCUCCAGAUCGCCGGCUAUUUUACGAUCGGAAUUCAGCAAGAAGGCCUCGCGUAUUGGAUUGGGAAUCCAAGAAACCUCUCAGAAGAUUGUGAGGCUUGCUCAGUUGGCAAAAAGAUCAUCAAUGUUUGAUGACCCAAUCAGGGAAAUUCAGGAAAUGACUGCUUUGAUUAAGAAUGAUAUUACCUCCUUGAAUGUAGCUAUCACAGAUUUGCAAACAAUCCAGAACAUGGAGAUAGCAGAGGGGAAUUAUUCAGAGGAUAGAGUUGUUCAUUCAACAGCUGUCUGUGAUGACCUGAAGAGCAGACUUAUGGGAGCUACAAAACGGCUUCAAGAUGUGCUAACUACAAGAACAGAGAAUAUCAAGGCCAAUGAGAGCCGGAGACAAAUAUUUUCUGCAAAUGCAACCAGAGAAAGUCCUUUUCAAAAUCAAGCCAAAACUGUAACGCAACCUCCACCUUGGUCAAGUAACACAUCUGGAAGUGCCCAAUCAUCUUUAUUAUCAUCAAAUGGAGCUCAAGCUGGGGGUCAAUUGAGACGAAGGUUAGCUGUUGAGAACACCCCAUCACAGCAAAUGGAGUUGUCAAUGUUACAGCAGAUGGUUCCUAGGCAGGAAAAUUAUUCCCAAAGUCGUGCCGUUGCUCUCCAUAAUGUGGAAUCCACCAUUUCAGAACUCAGUGGAAUUUUUACACAUCUUGCCACAAUGGUAGCACAUCAAGGAGAACUUGCUAUCAGGAUUGAUGACAAUAUGGAUGAAUCAUUGGCAAACGUAGAAGGUGCUCGGAGUGCUCUUUUAAGGCAUCUUAACCAGAUAUCAUCAAAUAGAUGGCUUCUUAUAAAACUAUUUGCCAUUUUGAUAAUCUUCUUGAUGCUCUUUAUUUUCUUGGCAUAAAACAUCAGCUCCCAAACCCUACUUCUAACACUUUUGCUGACGGUAAUACGUGGCUUUCUCCAUCUCCAUCUAAGUAUACACUUAUCAUGAGUUUGAUUGUGCUAUUAGUUGGCCCCCAUCUUCUGUAGAUUCAAGGCCAUUCCUUUUGUUUAUGGGGUUCUAUAAAGUUGACCGUGUACAAGAACGCAGCAAUUUGUUUAUAUUUCCACACAAAGAAGCAUAUAUACUGUAUCGUGAGAGUUUGGAUUUGGCAUGGUAUAUCAAAUUACUGCUUGGGAUUAUAAACUCAA